Chinchilla lanigera (long-tailed chinchilla) is the source of this 1763-nucleotide messenger RNA. RefSeq names its product fasciculation and elongation protein zeta 2 (zygin II) (gene Fez2). Gene Ontology annotation, cellular component: axon; cytoplasm. Lineage: Eukaryota; Metazoa; Chordata; Mammalia; Rodentia; Chinchillidae. The record is from RefSeq and is a predicted model, not a curated record.
GAUCUGGAAUGCCCUGACAGAUAAUUUUGGAAAUGUCAUGCCUGUAGACUGGAAGUCAUCCCAUACUAGGACUCUACAUUUGCUUACUCUGAACCUCUCAGAAAAAGGGAUAAGCGAAGGUUUGCUCUUUGACACAUCGGAUGAUGAGGAGCUGAGAGAGCAGUUGGAUAUGCAUUCAAUCAUCGUCUCUUGUGUUAAUGAGGAGCCCUUGUUCACGGCAGACCAGGUUAUUGAAGAAAUUGAAGAGAUGAUGCAGGAAUCGCCAGACCCAGAAGAUGAUGAAACGCCUUCACAGUCAGAUCGGCUUUCCAUGCUGUCCCAGGAGAUUCAAACUCUUACGAGGUCUAGUACAAGCAGCUACGAAGAGAGGGUGAAAAGGCUGUCCGUGUCUGAGUUAAAUGAGCUCCUGGAAGAAAUUGAGACUGCCAUUAAGGAGUACUCCGAGGAACUGGUGCAGCAGUUGGCUCUGCGGGAUGAACUGGAGUUUGAAAAGGAAGUAAAAAACAGCUUUAUUUCUGUCCUUAUUGAAGUGCAGAACAAACAGAAAGAGCACAAAGAAACGGCCAAAAAGAAAAAGAAACUAAAAAAUGGCGGUUCUCAGAAUGGGAAGAACGAGAGAAGUCAUAUGCCGGGCACACGCUUCAGCAUGGAAGGGAUCUCAAAUGUCAUUCAGAAUGGCCUCCGCCACACCUUUGGAAAUUCAGGUGGAGAGAAACAGUAUUUGACAACAGUCAUUCCUUAUGAGAAAAAAAAUGGACCACCAUCUGUUGAGGAUCUUCAGAUAUUAACAAAAAUUCUUCUUGCCAUGAAGGAUGAUAGUGAGAAAGUUCCGAGUUUGUUAACUGACUAUAUACUGAAAGUUCUGUGUCCCACCUAGAGCAGCAUUAUGGAGCAGCUUUAUCUUCCGUGGACUUCGAUUUCCUCUAGCAUUAUUCUGAAAGCUGGCCACCGUGUCCUUCCUGCCGCGGGAAACCCAGCGCACCGAACCUGGGUCUGUGCCGCAGUAUUAACAGAUCGUGACUUCACUAAUGCUUUGUUUAUAGAACCAAGAGAACUGCGGCAUUCAAAUUCUCGAGAUGGGUUUUCGUCAAUCUGCUAACAAUUACGAACUGUUCUCUUAGUAGAGAGUAAUAUUAAUUGUGCAUGUGCAGGUACAGUUUUCUAGUAGGCCCGCUGAGUUUGUACGGCUUUCUACUUCGGAAUUGCACUGAAGAAGUAGCGUGAAGCUGAGGGAUUUAUACUUCAGCUGUUCUUCAGUGAUGGCAAGAACACUGAUUUUUGUAAGACACCUGUCAGUAUAAACAUUGCCUACCAGUAUUGUCCAGAGAACAAAAGUUAAAGUUCGUGCUGUUUUGAAGAUGCAACACCAGAGUAAGCACUACUUUGGCUCCUAGGGAACACCGGCCUCGGUGGGUGACGGAUCUGGUAGCCUGCGGCUCAUUUCCCCACUAUGCACUCUCACCGUGCAGUUGCGGCUGUCGGGGUCUCGCGUUCACUUCAGCUGUGCUGUGUCUUAUGUGUCUGUGAAAAGUGUACUUUAAAAGGAGCUUGUAUCCUUCAUGGUGCUUAAGAAACUACGCUGCUGCACUGCCCGCGCAGAACCCGUGACGGUUCUGGGUUUUGUCCCUGUGUGUGGCCCCCGUUUCCCAUCUUCCCUGCAGUACUGAUUCAGACACAGCUACUCGUGGACAUAUCGCUCAUCGUGAGCCGUGUUGCCAGUUUCAGUCAAGAUGAUGGUAUUUAAUAAAUGUAAAGAUAAUAUA